Molecule: messenger RNA, 2994 nt
Organism: Lodderomyces theae
Lineage: Eukaryota; Fungi; Ascomycota; Pichiomycetes; Serinales; Debaryomycetaceae
Exons: 1
Coding region: 1-2994 (997 amino acids)
Biological process (GO): protein import into nucleus
Cellular component (GO): nuclear envelope; cytosol
Molecular function (GO): small GTPase binding
Source: RefSeq, a predicted model, not a curated record
AUGCCAGAUUUACUUCAAUUGAUCGUCAACCAGACGUCUCCAGAUAACAUUGUUCGAAAAUCUUCAGAGCUAGAAUUCAAUGAGGUUGUGAAACAGAACCCAUCCGAGACUACGUAUUUAAUACUAGAAGCAUCACUAAACAAUUCGAUCUCUGUUGAUAUCCGACAAUCUUGUUUACUUCACUUGAAAAGACUAGUGCCCAAGUUCUGGUCAUUGGGGUUCCCUUCUUUCAUUGGACCGCCAAUUGAUCAAGAGUUGAAGAAAGUUGUGAGAACUAAAUUGUUGGAAUUGGUUUUGGGGUCGGGAAAUUCCAAACUCAGAAAUGGGGCUGCUUACGCGAUUGUGCAGAUUGCAUCGGUUGAUUACCCUGACGAAUGGCCGGACUUGAUUAAUCAAUUGUAUACAGCUGCUUCUGAUUUGAGCAAUGAGGAUGCAAUGUUGGGUGGAUUGCAAGUGUUGACCGAUUUGAUCGAUGAUUUGAUCACAGAAGAGCAAUUUUGGAAUGAGGGGGUGGGUCUUGGUAUCAACACCCAUUUGAACCAAAUCUUGCAAAACUCGGGGGUAAACAUCUCGGUAAAAAAACAAGCUUUAAAGUUGUAUGAGAACGUUGUGGCAGUUUAUGAGAGUCCUGAAGCGUUUGCCAAUGCAGCUAGGAAGGAGACUGUUCUUCAACAGAUUAACGAAACUUUACAAAUUUUGUUGAACUUGAUAAAAUCAGACGGCACGAAUUUGAUUCAGUUGGACUUCAAAAGCAACUUAUUCAAAGUACUUGCUUCAGUCGUGGGCCACUUCCACAAGCGGAUUGCAAUCGAUUUGAAACGAAACUUGAUGAUAGCCACGGUUCAAAACUUGCAUUUGUUAGCUCCGGUGUACAAUGCUGUUGCGUUGAACACGUUUGAUGCGCCCCAGCUGUCCGAGUUGGAUGCACAAGAAACUCUCAAUGCUUUGAUUUACAACUUGUUCAACACUAUAGCUAGUAUUCAACACGAUGUACUGAUUUCCAGCGUGUCCCCCAUUGAGGAAUUUUACAAUGAUGCAGUUGUGUGCUCGGCAUUGCCUAAGGAGAAAUUGGAAGAGUAUGAUGAAGACAUCAAUCUGUAUGUGAGUGAUAUUACUGGCCUAUCCGUGGACAUUAUUGCUCGUGAUGCAAUACUAGACUUUUGGGGUGAAUUGAAUGAAACCGAUGCCCGUGGGAUUUGCAAUUUGAUUGUCGGACAGUUUUUCACUGAUGAGAGAUUACUAGAGGCCGAGCUUUACACAUUGGAAGGCUUGUUGUCAAACGAUGUGAAGCUACCAGAAGUUGAAUUGAACAGGUUGCUUUCAAUUAUAACUUAUAACAGCAAGAUAGUUGCGUCUCGAUGCAUAUUACUUUUGCCAAAGUACUUUGAAAAUUUCAUGGAAAAAGAGGCACGUAGGGUGUUUGCCGACAUUAUUUCGUUUGCCGAAAAGGGAGAUGCGCUAAUCCGGGUGUCUGCGCUUGUCAGCUGUGGGUAUUUCCAGCAAGUGAUUGAAUUUUCGGCCUUGGACAACUCUCUUCAGUUAACCAUAUUUCAACUUGUUUACUCGUUGGUGGAUGAGUGUGAGGAAGAUGGACUCCCUGUCUUGUUGGAGGCUAUAACACUGGCAAUAUCAAUCAACCAAUCAAAUGCAGCAAAGUCACAAAUUGUAGUUGGGGUUUCCGUCGUUGACUUGAUUUUCAAAAUUGCAUUCAAGGACCCAGCCAAUGUGCAGUUAAUCUCUGAUUCCUCAGACUGCUUAACUGAGCUAUUACUAGGCAUUGACACUCAAGACUACAUCAAUGCUUGUGAAAAAUCGUUGCCUUUUAUAUUUGAAGUUAUGGAGCAGAGCAAUGGCGAAUAUACACCUCAGUUGUAUUUGAGUUUGGAACAUCUUGGUAUAAUUGUGAAAUCAGCCCCUGGGGAAUUGCCCGCCAAAAUAUUUGAAUACGCGUAUCCAAUAUUACAAAAUGUCUUACUUAAAUCAUCAGACGACCAGGUACUCCAAAGUGGUGGUGAAGUGUUUGAUGAAUUGAUCUGCAAAGCAUCCGGUUUGUUCAUCAACUACAAAGAUCCAUCUGGCGUUUCCGGACUUGAGUCAAUGAUGCAAAUUGUCUCCAAGUUUUUAUCUCCCCAGUUGUCCGAUAGUGCUGCAAAUAAAUGUGGAUUGAUAGUGGCAUCACUAGUGAGCGAAUUUCAAGACUAUUUAUCUCCAGGGUUAUUGAUCCAAAUCCUUGAAGCGACUGUCAAUCGACUUGUAAUUGCAAAAGAAUCCGUCACAAUUGAAAACUUGAUUAUGGUAUUUUGCAAGCUCGUGUUAAAGUCUCCACAAGAUACAAUCAACUUUUUAAGCAGCAUGGUGGUGAAUGGCAAAUCUGGAUUAGAGGCGGUAUUGCCCAUCUGGUUUGAUUCAUACGAAGUUACUAGAGGAUUUGAUCAAAUAAAGCAAAACUCACUAGCAUUGGCGAGAAUAUUCACCUUGGGUGACCCGAGAAUUUCCAAUUUGUUGGUGAAUGGUGAGAUUAUCCCAUAUGAUGGAGACUUGAUUAUUACAAGAUCCAUGGCCAAAUCGAUGCCGGAUAGAUAUACCCAAAUCUCGGCAGCAUUAAAAAUUUUGAAGCUCUUGGUUGGAGAGUUGCAGUUCCAAUGCCAACAACCAGGAGUUGGCGAUUAUGCACAAGCCCAUGCAGUCGUAGAAGAAGAAAUAGAAGAAGAAGAAGAAGACGAGGAACAAAAGGCAAAUAACAAUGAUGUACAUGCUGACGAUGAUGAGGAUGGGUGGGAAGAUAUGGAUGAUAUUGGAGUGCCCAACUUUGCCAAGUUGAAGGCGUACAUUAACGAUGAUCACAAGGACAAGCCUGAUGAUGAUAGUUUGAAGACCUUGUUGGUGGAAUUUUUCAGAGAAUGUACAAGCAAGAAUCUUGGCAACUUCGGUCACUAUUAUGAAGAAUUGAAUGAUAAAGAGAAGACGAUUAUAGGCGAGUGUCUAAUCUUUUAG